Messenger RNA from Cyphellophora europaea CBS 101466, 1236 nucleotides. RefSeq lists its product as uncharacterized. The record is from RefSeq and is a predicted model, not a curated record. Gene Ontology annotation, molecular function: oxidoreductase activity. The transcript has 4 exons. NCBI's taxonomy places the organism in Eukaryota, Fungi, Ascomycota, Eurotiomycetes, Chaetothyriales, Cyphellophoraceae. The coding region runs from base 1 to 1236 and encodes 411 amino acids.
AUGAAGAUCUCUACCGUUGUUGUUAGUGCUCUAUUGGCGGUGCAGGCAUCAUGCGCCGCCACACCUCGUAACGAUGACUACAGCCAGCUACAAGCUCUGGUCGAGCAGGCAGCAGAAGUCGCCAAGGAGGAACUGGCGGCGGCUGACUCGAGCAGCGAUGUGAAGCGUGCACCACCACCACCGGGAGGCGGACCGGGCCAUUGUACUCUUGACAAGCUGUCGAUCAGGAGGGAGUGGAGUACCCUAUCAAAGAAGGACCGGAAGGCCUACACGGAUGCUUGCAGAUGCCUGGCUGCUAAGCCCCCCCAAACCCCCGCAUCUUUCGCCGCUGGUGCCAAGUCAAGAUGGGAUGACUUCACUGCAACGCACAUCUCACAGACGCCAUUCAUCCAUUUCACGGGCAACUUCCUAUCAUGGCAUCGAUGGUUCGUAUAUCAGAUGGAACAGGCUCUGCGCAAUGAGUGCGGCUACAAAGGUCCCAUGCCAUACUGGGACUGGGCUCAGACCGCUCAGACCGGUCUACUGAAGCACGCUCUGUUCGACGGGUCAGAGUACUCGAUGAGUGGUGACGGGGCCAAGGUCGAGCAGUCGGGUGAUAUCAUUGUGGAACAGCCAACCCUACCUACCCUCAUCUUACCAACGGCCAACGGCGGUGGCUGCAUCAAAUCAGGCCCGUUCAAGGACUGGAAGGUGAACAUGGGACCUCAGCAGCUUUCCAUCCCUGGAGGAGGUGUCGUCGGUGCCCCGUCGGGCAACCCUCUUGACUACAACCCUCGCUGCCUCAAACGUGACUUGACCGACUACAUCAACAGGCGUUUCGCCAACGCGACCUCGGUCAUCAAGACCCUCAGCGAAAAGACCAUCGGAAACUUCCAGGCUAGAAUGCAAGGCAACCUCGACAUGGUAAAUGGCGACAUUGGCAUUCACGGCGGCCCUCACUACACCCUGGGCGGCGACCCGGGCCGCGAUGUCGGUGUCUCUCCAUCGGACCCGAUGUUCUUCCUGCACCACGGCGGCGUCGACCGCGCAUGGUGGAUCUGGCAGAUGCUCGACCCCAAGAACAGAGUCUACGGCAACAACGCCAUCAACGGCACCGGCACCUUCUUGAACCUGCCACCCAGCCCCGAGCAGACUCUCGACGACACCAUCGAGCUGCAACACGUGACCAACGAGGUCAUCACGAUCAGAGACCUGAUGUCCACAACUGCCGGACCGUUCUGCUACAUCUACCUUUAG